Molecule: messenger RNA, 7114 nt
Organism: Trichogramma pretiosum
Lineage: Eukaryota; Metazoa; Arthropoda; Insecta; Hymenoptera; Trichogrammatidae
Product: hornerin-like
Exons: 10
Coding region: 27-6734 (2235 amino acids)
Source: RefSeq, a predicted model, not a curated record
UUCAUUAGUUCGGCGAAUUGUUCAGUAUGCUAAACACCAUGGCGACUGUGCGGACGCCUUUGUUAGUGCUAAAUUUGUGCAUGAUUUUGUACUUAUUUACAGGACACACAUAUGCUUAUAAGCAGGAGGUAAGCUAUUCAACUUCAUCCAAUGGGAAGGGAAACUUAGGUGAUGGAAAAACGUACCAUUAUCACUACGGAUCGCCUGGAUUUGGUCAGCAGGAUUCUUAUGGAAUUUCGAAUUCAAACUCUGGAUCCAGUGGUGUCGUAAGUGAAGGAUCCAGAGGCGCAAGUGGAUCAAAGCAAUCUAGAAAAGGAGUUGCCAAAUCGUACCACUAUCGCUACGGAUCACCUGAGUAUAGAUACUCUAACUCAAGAUCUAAUGGGGCUGCAAGACAACAAUCUAGAAAGGGAGGAUCGAGAUCAUAUCGCUAUGGAUACAAAUAUCCUGGAUACAGAUAUCGAUACAAUGGAUGGAACGGUAGUGGCAACAAACAUUAUAAUUACCGUUAUGGAUAUAGAGGACGUGGUGGUCGUAGGAAAACAGGAUCUGCUAGAAGAUCUGGAGGUGUCCGAUGGUCAGAAGGUGAAGGUAGUGCAAGAAGUGGUUCUGAAAAUGUUGGUGGCGCAAGAGGAUCUGGUAGUUCUUUAGAAGCUAGUGAGUCUGGAGGCUCUACUGGUUCAGAAGCUGCCAGUGGCUCAAAUCAAAACAAAGGAUCUAGAUCCGUAAAACAUGGAAUGAGUAACAAACAAAAACAUGAAGGUCAUUCGAAAAAAAAUCAUAAGCAUAAGGUACACGUUAAAAAAAUACACAAACACAAGUAUCGCGUUGGAAAAUACCACAAGCAUAAGUAUCGCAAACAUAAACAUCAUGACCAUAAAGUUCAUGUAACGAAACACCACAAAUACAAAAUAACAAAGCAUCAUAAAUCCACAAAACUGCAUAAACAUGAAGCACAAAAAGGAGAAGCAAAUGCAAGUGAGAAUACUAACCACCGAACGAGUUCUAACGAGCAUUCCGGACAUGAAUCGAGUCGUCACCACACUAGUAUUGGCAUAGAACAUCAUGGUCACAGAUCUGGAGAAUCUAGCUCUAAUCAUCAUAGUAGUAGUUCAGGUGGACAAUCUGGUAUCAGUAUAGGAGGUUUACAUUUGGGAGGUAGCAAUAACCAUCAUUCAGGUAGUAAAUCGGGGCAUAAAACGGGUGGAUCAAGUUCACAACAUCAAGAAAAUAGUUCAAAUCAACACAGCAGCCACUCCAGUACUCAUCAUAGUAGUAAUCACAAAUUUCGUAGCCAUUCGGGACACAAAUCAAGCGGACACCAUACACAUGUUGGUAUACGACACCAUGGCCACAGAUCUGGAGAAUCUAGCUCCAGUCAUCAUGAUGGCAGUUCGAAUGGAAAGUCUGGUAUCCAUUUAGGAGGUUUACAUCUGGAAGGGAGCAGUUCAAAUGGUCAUGGUAGCCACUCCGGACACUCUGGUUCUCACCACCACAGUCAUCAUAAAUCAGGUAGUCAUUCCGGCCACAAAUCGAGCAAACACCAUGGUCACAAAUCUGGAGAAUCUAGCUCUAGUCAUCAUGGUGGCAGUUCCAGUGAACAUUCUGGUAUCAAUAUAGGAGGUUUACAUCUGGGAGGAAGCACUUCAAAUGGUCAUGGUAGCCACUCCGGACACUCUGGUUCUCACCACAGCAGUCAUCAUAAAUCCAGUAGCCAUUCGGGACACCACCAUUCACAUGUUGGCAUAGGACACCAUGGCCACAGAUCUGGAGAAUCUAGCUCUAGUCAUCAUGGUGGCAGUUCCAGUGAACAUUCUGGUAUCAAUAUAGGAGGUUUAAAUUUGGGAGGUAGCAGUUCAAGUGGUCAUGGUAGCCACUCCGGACACUCUGGUUCUCACCACAACAGUCACCAUAAAUCAAGUAGCCAUUCAGGCCACAAAUCGAGCAAACACCAUGGUCACAAAUCUGGAGAAUCUAGCUCUAGUCAUCAUGGUGGCAGUUCCAGUGAACAUUCUGGUAUCAAUAUAGGAGGUUUACAUCUGGGAGGAAGCACUUCAAAUGGUCAUGGUAGCCACUCCGGACACUCUGGUACUCACCAAAGCAGUCACCAUAAAUCCAGUAGCCAUUCGGGACACAAAUCGAGCAAACACCAUUCACAUGUUGGCAUAGGACACCAUGGUCACAGAUCUGGAGAAUCUAGCUCUAGUCAACACGGUGGCAGUUCCAGUAAAAAUUCUGGUAUUAAUGUAGGAGGUUUACAUCUGGGAGGAAGUAGUUCAAGUGGUCAUGGAAGCCAUUCUGGACACUCUGGUUCGCAUCACAGCAGUCAUCAUAAAUCCAGUAGCCAUUCGGGACACAAAUCGAGCAAACACCAUUCACAUGUUGGCAUAGGACACCAUGGUCACAGAUCUGGAGAAUCUAGCUCUAGUCAACACGGUGGCAGUUCCAGUAAAAAUUCUGGUAUUAAUGUAGGAGGUUUACAUCUGGGAGGAAGCAGUUCAAAUGGUCAUGGUAGCCACUCCGGACACUCUGGUUCUCACCACAACAGUCACCAUAAAUCAAGUAGCCAUUCGGGACACAAAUCGAGCAAACACCAUUCACAUGUCGGCAUAGGACACCAUGGUCACAGAUCUGGAGAAUCUAGCUCCAGUCAUCAGGCUGGCAGUUCGAGUGGAGAGUCGGGUAUAAAUUUAGGAGGUUUACAUCUGGGGGGAAGCAGUUCAAGUGGUCAUGGUAGCCAAUCCGGACACUCUGGUACUCACCAAAGCAGUCACCAUAAAUCCAGUAGCCAUUCGGGACACAAAUCGAGCAAACACCAUGGUCACAGAUCUGGAGAAUCUAGCUCCAGUCAUCACGCUGGCAGUUCGAGUGGAGAGUCGGGUAUAAAUUUAGGUGGUUUACAUCUGGGGGGAAGCAGUUCAAGUGGUCAUGGAAGCCAUUCUGGACACUCUGGUUCUCAUCACAACAGUCACCAUAAAUCCAGUAGCCAUUCGGGACACAAAUCGAGCAAACACCACUCACAUGUUGGCAUAGGACACCAUGGUCACAGAUCUGGAGAAUCUAGCUCUAGUCAUCAAGGUAGCAGUUCGAUCGGACUUACAGGACAUUCUGGUAUCCAUCUAGGUGGAUCACAUCAAGGAAAUAGUGGAAAACAUCGUUCCAGUCACGAAUCUAAGCAUGAAUCCAGCGGACAGCAUUCGGGUAAACGACACCAUGGUCAUGCAUCGAGUGAAUCUAGUUCUAGCCAUCAUGAAAGUAAAUCUAGUCAUCAUUUUGGACAUUCGGGUGCUCACCAUAGUAGGCAUCAUAAAAGCAGUAGUCACUCGGGCCAUCAAUCAAGGGGACAUAAUUCACAUAUUGGACAACACGGGCAUAAAUCUGGACACUCUAGCCUACACCACAGUGGUUUACAUCAUUCCGGUAGUCAUUCGGGCCACGAAUCUAGUGAGCAUCACUUACACGCCGGCAAACAGCAGCAUAGACAUAAAUCAGGGGAGUCCCGUUCUCAUCACCAAGGAAGUAGUUCAACUAGUCAUUCGGUACAUACUAGCCAUAAUCGUCAUCAAGGCCACACAUCUCAUUCCACUUCUGUAAAAAUUUCCAAGAAAAAUUAUAGUUAUCAGGCAAAUAUUGUUGCCUUGAAAAUUAGUGGAACAGAAAACGAACUAAUUAUUGUCAAGGGGCAAGUGCCUAAAGCGAGAGUAGAAAUAUUAGAAUCAAGCACUAAACUUUGGGUGAGAAAUUAUUGGAUAGAUAAUCAUGGUAGUAAACGAUUCAUAUCAAAGCACUCAAUAUGCGAUACUUUUGGAAAAGACAAAUCCACAUCAAAAAAUAAUAAUUUGGACUCUAUAGUUUUAAGAAAAAUAUUGCUAACUGGUCAAGAAAAUUGUCAUCUGAAACCUGGUUCAUCUUUAAUUGCGCCAAUGUUAUUAAAAGUUGGUUUUGAUUUCAAAGAACUCAAUGUGCCAUGCGAAGACUGGACAUUUAUUCAAGAAAUUGGAAACGUGAAUGCCACUAGAACAUUUUUAUCAAUCUCUCUAAAAGUAAAUAUGGAUAAGAAAUCUAGAUGUAAUAAUCCAACAAACAAUCUUGAAAAGGGAGGUCUUGUUCCUGAAACCAAAGAGACUGUUAAAAAUGCAAUUCAAGGAACACAACAAAUAGUAGAGCAAACCAAAUCGGAAACAAAAAAAGCAUUAUCCAAAACAGGAGAGUUAACGUCAAAAUCAGUUUCUGCUGUGAACGAAGCAGUUAAAAAUUCGAUUACUGAAACCAAAUCUGCACUACACGAAUCGGAAAGCAUUAUAAAAGAUGCAACUUUAGAGACAGUAGCUAUGUUUAAACAUGUCAUUCAUAAUUCAUUGCAAAUCUUUGUGGUUUUAUGGGACGAUACUAAACUUUUUACAAGGCGUUUAGUUGAAGAUAUUUCUACAAAAACUCAAGUGGCUGAAAUUGAAGAAAAUGCUGCUUCAGCAACUUAUAAAAUUAAGAUUGCUUUGCUUGAUUGGCGAAAUAGGAUUUAUAAUUUGAUUUCAGAUUCCAUUUCUGGCUCGAAUAAAUUUGUAUACGAUUCAUACCUAGAAACUAAAAUUACUGUGAGUCAAUCGAUUCGCGAAACGGUUGAAAUGAUAGAAGAAAUCAGUGUGAGAACUAAGCGGGUCGUAUCGAGAAUAUUCCAUAAAGGAUCAGCUACAACCGAAGGUGCUGCCGCACAGGCAGUGAACGGAGUUGCAAGUGGAACAAACCAAUUGGUUAGUAAAACUUCUUCUAUAGUUUCAGAAAUUAAAACUGCUGCAGCCGAAUCUAUAGGCGUGUCUACAGAAAAUGCCGCCGAAACUGAAACAGCUGUUGGAAAAAUUAUAAGACUAUUUUUUUGGCCAAUAAAAGAGACGACUGAAGUAAUAAAACUGUCUUACCAUAAAACUAUUGAGUAUACAUCUGAUUAUUGGCAAGCAACUUUAAAAUUGAUGAAGGGAACUAUAAGUAUUGGAGAUAAGGCAUUGUAUACUAUUAACGAAGUAACAGUCGGAUGGACUAAAGUUUUUUGGCAUUCAGCAACUUUAAAUGUAAAAGUAUUAACCAAAGCUCUUGUUGAUACCAGAGAUGCGGUGGUCGAAAGUAUAUCAGAAAUGAAUCAUAUCAUCAAGGUGGCUACCGUUACUUCAAGUAGCAUAAUUACAGGAUCAAGUGUAGAUGCAUCUUUAGAGCUUGAAUUGAAUGGUGGAGUAGGAAGACACUUAUACUCGUCUAAAUCAACAAUAGGAAAGAUUUUUAGGCUUUUUGAGUAUGUUACAUCGCUUUCAGCGAAUAGUGUUCCACAUUCGCUGCGAAGAUAUAAAAAAGUCUUUACGAACAUGAAAUCAAAUAUAAAAUCAACUUACGAAACAUUAACAGCCGAAGCAGAAUUAGUAAUGAUACAUUUUAGAUCAAAUUAUAAGAGUACUGUAGAACAAUUUAAAUUUGAGACUACUACCAUUCUUGCUACUACUACAGAAAUGUGGAAAGAAUUUUAUGGGCGGUUGACGGGUCACAGAGUAACAGACGCUGAACAAUCGUUCAAGGAAACGAGAUAUUCUGUUCGUAAAUUAGUUGACGCAUCAGUUAAAAUCACGAGUUGGCCUGUUGAAGUAGUAGGAAAAAUUGUCAAUUAUGUCAACAAAGUAGUGUUUAAAACAACGGUUGCAACCACUAAAUCGGUGAACAAAGUUGGUUCUGAAGUAACUGGAGUAGUCAACGAGGCUACCAUCGAAACAACAUCUUCAACCAGCGCAGUUAUUGUAGCAUAUUAUAAAUUAAUGAAGCAUAUUACAGAGAGAAUAUACUUUGUAUUUUCUGACUCUUUGUCUCAAACCAGACAUGCUGUCGUACAAGUAAAUUCAGAGUUUUGGAAAAUUUUCACAGACAUGUAUGCUGAUAUCCGCAGUUUGUUCUCCGGGAAAAUUGAUGUAUCUGUUGAGGUAGAAAUCGACGGCAACGUGAACGUAUCCCAUAAAUUAAUAUCAAAAUCUAGAUUACUGAUAUUCUCUCGUUUAAUUAAACGCAGCGUGAAAAAUUCAUACAAAGUUACUGUUGAUUUGUUCAGACGAACGGGAGCAGUAACAAAAAAGAUUUUGGUGGAUACACGAGAUGCAGUUAAACAAUCGGUUUCUGAAACUAAACAUAUUGUGUCGCGAGGAUCAAAGCACAUAAAAAAUGCUGUAAAUGAUACGGUGUAUGGUGCAACAGAAAAAGGUGCCAAAUUAGCUGUAAAAACAGAACAUAAACUUGCAGAGGCUAGUGGUGUAAAUGUUCAAGCUUCAGCUUCUUUAAAAAUUGGAAGGAGAUCGAAUCAUGGUGGGUCGUCAUCGAGUAGUGGUGGAAGUGCAUCCGGAAGUGCAGGUUCAUCCAGCAACAGAAGCUCUGCGAAUGAAAAAUCUCAAAGUGGUUCUGCAGUGAAAGGUGCGAGCAGUGGAGGCGCGUCUGGAGGUGGUUCUGGAUCACCUGGUAGCAACGGUUCUGCAAGAGGCAAAGCACAAGGCAGUUCUAUUGUAAGAAGAUCUAGCAAUAGCAGUGGCGGCGGCGGCAGCAGCAGCGCUGCUUCAGGAAAAUCAGCAGGUUCCGCUAAAACGAGCUCUAGUCAGGGUGUCGGAGGCAAAAGUGGUUUGACGGCAGGAGCUUCCAGCGGCGGAGCAAGCUCAGGUGGAACAGUCGGUGGCUCAAGAGUUGGAGGGCAUUCACAUUCAUUGAUCGUUGGAUGAUUUAAAAAAAAAACACUCAGUCAUAAGUCAUAAAUAGGAUCUAAGAAAACGAAUUGAUAAAUAACUGCAUGGCAUUGGGAUGGUGAAACCUAUAAAACGUGGUGCAUGGGAAUCGAGAAAACCUGUGAUUAUCAUUUAUACGUCGACCAAUGGAAAGACACGAGACAGCCAUGCUUUCCUCCUUCUCUCUCCCUCUUCUUCGAUCUCGCUGCAAACUGACAAUCACGAUUCUCGAGAUCGUCGUGUAUUGCUAGCAAUGGUCGAGCCUCAAGAUAUAUCACACACAUACCAAGGCAAUGUAUAUGCACUCGCAAUGAUACUUCUGGCCAAGAUGUUGCAAACCACGAUUGUAAUAUUAAAUAAACCAUGAAGUUCAUAAU